AUGUCGAAUAAGAAGACAUCUGAAGAGUGGCGUCACAUGCUGAAGUUGUUAAUCAAGGUGGACAUCAAGACCAUCACUGAUAUCGAAGAAUCAUUGUUUCACAACUUAAAGGUCAGUUAUGAUAAUUUGGUUAGUGAUACUCUGCGAGAAUGUUUCUUGUGUUGUGCCCAAUGGCCUGAAGAUGAGCGCAUUCCAGUCUAUGAUCUUAUAGAGCACUGGAUUGCACUUGGAUUGAUCAGUGACUUUGAAAACAUUGGGGAAGCCUUUGACGAGGGAUAUUCUAUUAUUGCAAAAUUAAAUGAAGCAUGUUUGUUGGAAUUGGGGUUUUACUUUAACUCUGGUGAUGAGUAUGUCAAAUUACAUGAUGUGAUUCAUGAUAUGGCACUGUGGAUUGUGUCCGAGUGUGGGAAGGAAAAGAACAAAUGGAUUGUUUGUGGAAGAGGUGAUGAUUUAAGACAAUUUUCAGAGUGGGAAGCAGGCAACUGGAAGGAGACAGAACUAAUAUCUUUCAAAGGUACUAACUUUAACAAGACUCUCCAGAAAUUAUUAAGUGAUCAAAAUAUUGACGAAAAGGGCCAAGUUUCUUGUGCAUCAACUUCUCCAAGAUAUCCUAAUCUCCAGAGUUUAUUUCUUGAAGGAUAUUCUAAAUCUGAUCAUAUGUCCCGGCAGUUCGUUAUAAAUGUUUUCCCCCAUAUGCCAUCUCUCACACACUUGAAUCUAUCUGGGAUACCUAUCACAGGUCUUUCAAAAGAAAUUCGAGUUCUAGUUAAUCUUCGAUACAUCAAUAUUAGCAACACAAAAAUUCAAUCACUGCCAUCUGAACUAAAAGAGUUGAAGGAAUUAAAGUACUUCCUUUUCAGAUGUAAAUAUUAUAGAGGCAGAGGUGUUCUUAAGGUUGAUGGAUUAUCUACAUUAUCAAUGUUGCCCAAAUUGCAAGUGCUUGAUCUUUAUGGAAAUACUUGUUUAGAAGCAGAUGACUUGAGGUUAUUGAUGGAGAGGAAUAGGAUUAAAGGAAUCAGUAUGCUUGUGGAAUUAGUUGAGAUUCUUGGACUUCUCAAACAUUUGCCGACUUGGAAAAUAAGGUUGCACAGCAUGCAGAGUAUGCAUACCCUCCAGUUUUGUGACUUGAGUUACAAACAUGAUGAAGGUUUGAUGGAGUUAGGCAUCACUCUGUGGCUUUGA
This is a messenger RNA of Dioscorea cayenensis subsp. rotundata (Guinea yam), 1182 nucleotides long. Its product is annotated as disease resistance protein RFL1-like. Bases 1 to 1182 code for a protein of 393 amino acids. Gene Ontology annotation, biological process: defense response to other organism. The record is from RefSeq and is a predicted model, not a curated record. The transcript has a single exon. NCBI's taxonomy places the organism in Eukaryota, Viridiplantae, Streptophyta, Magnoliopsida, Dioscoreales, Dioscoreaceae.